AAUUUCUUUUAACAGCCGAAAAAAUAUUGAUAAUCAUACAUUUUUAUCUUUUUAGUUAAGUUAGAUUUUAUAAUGGUAUAGUUUAAUAUAUUUCUUUUAAUUUAAAAUGAAAAGUGUUUAAUUUGACUAUUGUACCGAAACAAAUUUGAAACGUUCCAGUCUGAAGUGUGUAGCUAGCUCGAUAUAACUGUCAAUUUGGGUGUAGAAAUUUAUUUGUAAUUUUCACCGGUUCUUAUGUGCAAUUUCCGAAUGUGUUAAACUAUUUUUAACCAUUGUUCCUUGCGAAAUAAUGUUAUUUAGUGUAUGUAGUGUAUAAAAUUGUGCAAAAAUGGAUGACGGUUCUGUAAAAAUCCAGUCCGGGAUCAACAUCAACAUUAAAAGAACAGAUGGACGGAUCCACUCGGCGAUCGUUUCCGGUGUGAAUAUGGAGACGAGAUCGGUGACAGUGGAAUGGUUCGAGCGAGGGGAGACCAAGGGCAAGGAGGUCGAGAUAGAUGCCAUCCUCGCCCUCAACCCUGAGCUCUGCGGACAGAGACACACUCCGCACAUACAGCCUACACCCAACAAACUGGCCAGGGAUCCGUCGGGUUCGUCGUCGGACGAGGGCGGGUUCCUGGGCGAGGCGGACCGCGGCGACCUCGAGGCCGGGGACUCCGGACACACGCUGCCUGUCCGCAACUCACGAUCGGACAUGACGAGGCAGUCCAUUCCUGUCGCUACCAAAGCUCCCUCCCGCGUGACUCGUAACAAUCAGAUGAGGGUGUCUAAUGCUGGAGUUGUCGCGGGAACUGGUGGGGCGUACACUAACGGCCACGGCGGAGACACCACCGGCCGCCGGGGGGCGGAGAACGUGCCGCCUCAGACGCAGCCCGCGCCCAACACCAGGGUUACCCAACAGCCGCCAUCAUCCGGUGGUGGACAGCGCACCAGCAGUACCCCGAGCGCCUCCGUCAUACAAAGUCUCCCGCCGACAAACCAGGGCCGAAGGGCGCACAAUAUAAAAGAGUUCACUGGUGUGUCAUCGGCGAGGGCGGGCGGCGUGGCCAGUUCCGUGUCUGUGUCGGCGCCUCACGCGGCCGCCUCGGGGGCUGUCAGACGCUCCAACGUGGUGAAGGAAGUGGAGAGACUCAAGGAGAACAGGGAGAAGAGGAGACAGAGGCAGGCCGAGCUCAAAGAGGAGAAGGAGGCUCUCAUGAACAUGGACCCCGGCAACCCCAACUGGGAGUUCCUAGCGAUGAUCCGCGAGUAUCAGAGCAGCAUCGACUUCAGACCACUGACGGGCAACGAGCCGGUCGAGGAUCACCAGAUAACGGUCUGCGUGCGGAAGAGACCGCUCAACAAGAAGGAGCUCGUCAAGAAAGAGGUGGAUGUCAUCAGCGUCCCGACCAAAGACCAGAUGAUAGUCCACGAGCCGAAGAACAAAGUAGAUCUCACGAAAUACCUCGAAAACCAGAAGUUCAGAUUCGACUACGCCUUCGACGACUCCUGCACCAACGAAGUUGUUUACAAAUACACGGCCAAGCCGCUGGUGCAGACGAUAUUCGAAGGCGGUAUGGCGACCUGCUUCGCCUACGGACAGACCGGCUCCGGCAAGACACACACCAUGGGCGGGGACUUCCAGGGUAAGAUGCAGGACUGCAAGAAGGGGAUCUACGCCAUGGCCGCCCGGGACGUGUUCGCCUACCUCAGGUCCCCCAAGUACCGGCCACUCAACCUCAUCGUGUCAGCCUCCUUCUUCGAGAUAUACUCCGGCAAGGUGUUCGACCUCCUGGCAGACAAAGCCAAGCUGCGAGUGUUGGAGGACGGCAAGCAGCAGGUGCAGAUCGUGGGUCUGACGGAGAAGGUCGUGGACAACGUGGACGAGGUGCUGAAACUCAUUCAGCACGGCAACGCCGCUAGGACCUCGGGACAGACGUCAGCCAACUCGAACUCGUCGAGGUCGCACGCCGUGUUCCAGAUCGUGGUGCGGUCCCCGGGCAUGCACCGCGUCCACGGGAAGUUCUCCCUCAUAGACCUGGCGGGCAACGAGCGAGGCGCCGACACCUCCUCCGCUAACCGGCAGACCAGAAUGGAGAGUGCGGAGAUCAACAAGUCGCUGUUGGCGUUGAAGGAGUGCAUCCGAGCUCUGGGCAUGAAGGGCAACAACCACCUGCCGUUCCGCGUGUCCAAGCUGACGCAGGUGUUGCGAGACAGCUUCAUAGGAGACAAGUCUCGCACCUGUAUGAUAGCGAUGAUAUCACCCGCCAUGUCGUCCUGCGAGCACUCGCUCAACACGCUGCGGUAUGCGGACAGAGUCAAAGAGCUGGGUACGUCGGAGGGUUCCCGCGGGCGGGCGGAGUCCCCGCAGGCUGAUGUGGACAUGGAACCGGCCACAGACGACCUCGCACAUCUCAGAUCACUUAACGAGGGUGACAUGUCUGCCGAGAUGUACACCUUCCACGAGGUCAUAGACGAGCUGCAGCGGGCCGAGGAGGAGGUGCUCGACAACCACAAGGCCAUCUCGGACUACCUCCAGCACGCGCUGCAGCGCUGCAACGCGCUUCUAGCGCUCACCAGGGACGUGGACUACGACCAGGACGCGUACGUGACCCAGUGGGAGGAGCUUCUGAACGAACAGCUGGCGGUGCUGGCUCAGUCCCGCGACCUGGCGGCCGAGUUCAGGAACAAGAUGCAGAAGGAAGAACGGAUGUCCAGACGCAUACAGCCCAGACACUAGGCCGGGCACACGCGCAUUUAACUAUAAAGGCCUCCUUUUGUAGAUAUUUUUAAUGAUCGAGAGUCAAAUCGGUGGUGCGGUGGUCUGAUCGGCUGGAUAAUUUAAGGUUCAUAUUUCCCCGUAGCAGCGUGCGAGGCGACACCGGUCCCGUAGCCUUGUAAAGUUUGAUUUGUUGGAAUACUCGCGCCGUCGUGAACUAGACCGGUGUCCGGCAAAAUUUCCACGCGGGCCUCGUUACAGAGCCGCGUCCCGUAUCCGACGUCAGCGGACUCGCGUGACAUAUCCCUGGGCUAAAGGUCGUCUGUUGUUAUAAUGUUCCCCGAUGGCCGCGCCUCCGGCUCGUUGAGAACCGGCCCUGUCAUAUUUGCCGGUACAAAUAUCGCCGUAGUUCCGAGAGGUUCCGCAGUCGGCCGAGUCUUGUAUUCAGUGUACUCGGAACCGAUGAGGUAAAUUUCUACACACAGAUUUCGUGGGAUCCCUCAGACUGUUGCCUUCGCUUAGUUUCUCAUCUUAAAUCACAUCGACUCAUAAAAAAUCGUAAAACAUCAUUAUAAUUAAAAAAUAGUAAAACCACUUAAAUGACUAACUAUUAUAAGGUUUUUUUUUUCCAAGACAAUACUUAUAUUUUGUUUUUUUUUUUUUUGUAAUCCUUAUUUAUUGUGUUGUGAUAAUAAUUGUAACGUGUUUUAUCCCGAGCUCGCGGACGUUCUCGCGUCGAUUUGAAUAAAAACCGCUUGUGAUUAUUGUUUGUUUGAUUUUAAUUUCUCCGUCGGAAUGUAUGGAUGUCGGACAUUCUUUUGGGUAUAUUUUGACAGAUUAUACGAUUCGCUGGUGCUAGAGCAGUCGCCGGUACUCCUCGGUGUCUGUGUUCGCCUUAAACGAGCGCUGUUGUUCCUAAUAUAAUAAAAGCGUCAACUCAGUCGGCGGGUUCCUCCACUGACUCGUACGAUCCAAUCGCUACCUGUCCGCUGUCCGGCGCCACGUCGUUUUAUUUACACUCCGAUGCAGUGCUUACAAAGUUUAUUAGAUAGUGCUUUAUGGAUGACUCGGUACUCUGUAUCAGAGAGAAGCGCCGAUGUUGACGAAAUCUCUAUGUUAAUGUAGUUAGGGUCGCCGAUGACGUCAUCGUAGAGCUCGUUCUGCCUUGUAUAGAAGUAUGAAACGGACGAGUGAGCGAGGCGGGUGAGGCGAGUGAGGUGACGCGGUCGUGCUAGAGACGCUUUAUAAUAUAAACCUAUUUUAACAUCGCACAUUAUAAUAAAUUAAUCUGAAUUGA
Danaus plexippus (monarch butterfly) is the source of this 3992-nucleotide messenger RNA. RefSeq names its product kinesin-like protein Klp10A (gene Klp10A). The transcript is spliced from 17 exons. Gene Ontology annotation, biological process: microtubule-based movement. Lineage: Eukaryota; Metazoa; Arthropoda; Insecta; Lepidoptera; Nymphalidae. Bases 329 to 2716 code for a protein of 795 amino acids. Gene Ontology annotation, molecular function: microtubule motor activity; ATP binding; microtubule binding. The record is from RefSeq and is a predicted model, not a curated record.